Molecule: messenger RNA, 1508 nt
Organism: Morus notabilis
Lineage: Eukaryota; Viridiplantae; Streptophyta; Magnoliopsida; Rosales; Moraceae
Product: lipoyl synthase 2, mitochondrial
Exons: 4
Coding region: 138-1301 (387 amino acids)
Biological process (GO): lipoate biosynthetic process
Cellular component (GO): mitochondrion
Molecular function (GO): lipoate synthase activity; 4 iron, 4 sulfur cluster binding
Source: RefSeq, a predicted model, not a curated record
UUGUCUGGACCAACCAACGAACCACCAACUCCAUCUUCUUCGUCUUCGUCUUCUGAAUCUCUCUCUCUCUCUCUAGACCACUGAUCUGCGAGAGAGAGAGAGAGAGAGAGAGAGAGAGAGAGAGAGAGAGAGAGAAAAUGCAGUCCCGAUUCAAAACCCUAGGUCGAACCCUGAAACCGACGGCGGCCAUUUCCCCUACCACCACAAUUUUGAUGCUCUUCUCAUCCUCAACGGAGGCCCCAUCCACGAGCUCCGAAUUCCCGCAAACCCUAGCUGGCCUGCGAGCUCGCCUGGCCGCAGAAUCUCCGUCGCUCUCCAACUUCAUCAGUGACCUCAAAUCCAAUAGCCCUUACUCCGUCGAGGUCGGCACCAAGAAGAAUCCCCUUCCCAAGCCGAAAUGGAUGAAGGAGGCCAUCCCCGGAGGGCAGAAGUACGUCCAGAUUAAGAAGAAGCUCAGGGAAUUGAAUCUCCACACUGUGUGCGAGGAGGCUCGAUGCCCUAAUCUCGGCGAGUGCUGGUCCGGAGGCGAGACCGGCACCGCCACCGCCACGAUUAUGAUUCUCGGCGAUACUUGCACUCGGGGUUGCAGGUUUUGCAAUGUGAAGACGUCAAGGACUCCGCCGCCGCCCGAUCCCAACGAGCCGACCAAUGUAGCGGAGGCGAUUGCGUCGUGGGGUUUGGAUUAUGUGGUGAUAACCAGUGUGGACAGAGAUGAUUUGCCGGAUCAGGGGAGUGGCCAUUUUGCCGAGACGGUGCAGAAGUUGAAGGUGCUGAAACCAAAUAUGCUCAUUGAGGCAUUGGUUCCUGAUUUUCGAGGAGACUCUGGUUGUGUGGAGAAGGUUGCAAGUUCUGGACUAGAUGUCCUUGCUCACAAUAUUGAAACAGUUGAGGAACUUCAGAGUUCUGUGCGGGAUCGUCGUGCUAAUUUUAAGCAGUCUCUUGACGUUCUGAUGAUGGCUAAAGACUAUGCUCCCGCUGGAACACUUACAAAGACUUCAAUAAUGUUAGGCUGCGGGGAAACACCCGAUCAAGUUGUGAAGACAAUGGAGAAAGUGCGAGCCGCAGGUGUUGAUGUGAUGACAUUUGGUCAAUAUAUGCGACCUUCCAAGCGCCAUAUGCCUGUUUCUGAAUACAUUACACCUGAGGCUUUUGAUAAGUAUCGUGUUCUUGGAAUGGAUAUGGGAUUUAGGUAUGUGGCAUCUGGUCCCAUGGUCAGGUCAUCAUACAAAGCAGGUGAAUUCUACAUCAAAUCAAUGAUCGAAUCGGAUCGAUCUGCGUCCUCUUCUCAGCUUUCUGUCUAAUAAUUGAUGGCUUUUUCCGGUUCUUCCUCCUCCACCUUUCUUGUACGUAAAUAUAUAUUUUUUCAAUUACUUCAUAAUGGCGCCCCCCUGGCUCUAAUAUUUGUACAAUUAAAUUAUUAGAAGCUUAAGGUCACACAUGGGCUUGUCAUUGCACAACUGAGAUGUUAUUCUUAUUAUUCUUAAUAAUUUUUGUGAUCUUGUUAUUCA